AGUGCGGCGGAUCCUGCCCGGCCGGUCUCUCCGCGUUCCUGCACAGCCGCCACCCGAAUAUUUCUGCAUGCCCAGGAAACAUGGCUGUGGUUCAGGCCGGCUCCGGGAAGGUGACCCUUUUCAGCCAGAAAAAGCGAGGGGGCCUCACCUACCGCAUCCCAGCACUGCUGUACCUGCCCCCCGAGUCUGCUUUCCUGGCAUUCGCAGAGGAGCGCUCAACGCCCAGAGAUCAAGACGCCACGUUCCUGGUGAUGAGACGAGGACGGAAGGAAGGAGCAUCCGUCCAGUGGGGUCCUCAGGAGGCCCUAACAAAAGCUGUCCUUCCCAAAUACCGCACCAUGAACCCUUGCCCGGUGUACGAGAAGAAGAGCGCCACGGUUUUCCUGUUCUUCAUUUGUGUGCUGGACCACGUCACGACACAUUACCAGAUCCUGAUGGGGAAGAACGCCGUCAGGCUGUGCUACGUCUUUAGCAAAGAUGGUGGCCGCUCAUGGAGCCAGACGAUAGACCUGACCGAGCAGAUGAUUGGAGGCAACUUGAAAAACUGGGCCACCUUUGGGGUUGGGCCAGGCCACGGGGUGCAGUUGAGCUCCGGGCGCCUGGUGAUCCCGGCGUACACCUACUACAUCCACAAGCGUUGCUUCUGUUGCUUUUCGUUCUGCUGCACGAAGCCGCAUUCCUUCACUUUGUACAGCGACGAUGGUGGACAGAACUGGGCCCGGGGUCAGCUCCUGCAGAGUCUGCGGACCACGGAGUGCCAAGUGGCUGAGGUGACCCACCGGGACAACAGGCAAGUGUUGUACAUCAACGCCCGAAAUUCAAGUCGGGACCACUGCCGGGCCGAGGCCUUCAGCUUGGACGACGGCUUCCUAUUUGAGGGAUCCUUCCUAUGCAGGGAGUUGUGUGAGCCACCCCACGGGUGCCAGGGCAGCGUGGUGAGCUUUACCCCGCAGCCAGAAUCCUCGGAUCUGGGCCGGAAGGAAGAGGGAGCCAAAUCAACUCACCUGUUGGGCGUCUGUCCUUCCUCUGCCUCCCUCAAGAGCAACAUGUCAUGGCUAAUUUUCUCCCAUCCCACGAGUAGACGCAAGCGCGUGGAUCUGGGCAUCUACCUGAAUACCUCCCCACUGGAAAGGGGAUGCUGGAAGCCCCCAUGGGUGCUGAAUAAGGGACCCAGUGGUUACUCGGACCUGGCCGUGUGCGAGGAGGGGAAAUCCCUGAUGUUCGCCUGCUUGUUUGAGUGCGGGGUGUGCUCGCCCUACGAAGAGAUCGCCUUCCAACUUUUCAGCGAUGUCGAGCUCCUGAAGACUGUGAGGGAAACUGAGACUUGCAUGGAUUCACCUCUGAAGGCGCGUCGAACUUAAUCUCUUCGUGGAUAUUUACCAGCCAAGGA
Molecule: messenger RNA, 1390 nt
Organism: Elgaria multicarinata webbii
Lineage: Eukaryota; Metazoa; Chordata; Lepidosauria; Squamata; Anguidae
Product: sialidase-3-like
Exons: 3
Coding region: 81-1361 (426 amino acids)
Biological process (GO): ganglioside catabolic process; oligosaccharide catabolic process
Cellular component (GO): membrane; cytoplasm; intracellular membrane-bounded organelle
Molecular function (GO): exo-alpha-sialidase activity
Source: RefSeq, a predicted model, not a curated record